This is a messenger RNA of Guillardia theta CCMP2712, 318 nucleotides long. RefSeq lists its product as hypothetical. The record is from RefSeq and is a predicted model, not a curated record. Lineage: Eukaryota; Cryptophyceae; Pyrenomonadales; Geminigeraceae. The coding region runs from base 1 to 318 and encodes 105 amino acids. The transcript has 3 exons.
AUGGAAGAGAAAGAUAUUAGCACGAACGAAGUACAGUUCGUAGACUCGUCGGAACGAUGUAUUGUAGUUCUGCCCUUCGAGGAGGACGUGAAAAGCAGGAACAUCGAAUGCGAGGAGAGCAAAGAGGACGUGGAGAAAGCGCUCCAGCUGCACGUGGCACUGAUGAAGCCCUCCUUGCUGGAAUUGCCUGCAGUUGCGGAAAAAGAGGAGGAGCGGGAGGGAACAGAGAACGAGGAGCUGGAUGAGCCGAAGGUGGCUUGGAAGAAUGCGAUGGAUGAGACGAUUGAAGAGGAGUGGGAAGACGAGGCGAGGUCGUAG